Molecule: messenger RNA, 759 nt
Organism: Cyanidioschyzon merolae strain 10D
Lineage: Eukaryota; Rhodophyta; Bangiophyceae; Cyanidiales; Cyanidiaceae
Product: RNA polymerase III subunit
Exons: 1
Coding region: 1-759 (252 amino acids)
Biological process (GO): transcription initiation at RNA polymerase III promoter
Cellular component (GO): RNA polymerase III complex
Source: RefSeq, a predicted model, not a curated record
AUGUUCCGCAGUGUGCUCGUUGAAGCCGCUGUUCGAGUCGAGUCGCCGCUACUCGCUCAUCGUCUCGAGGAUGCGCUGUUGCACGCUUGCAAACAGCGCUUUUGCAGCCGCAUUCUGCCGUCGCUGGGCGUUUGCCUCACGGCUUUGCGGAUCUGUAAGCUGGUAGACGGGGCGGGAAAACAGUUGGCUUUGGAGAUAUGGCCUGUGGAGGUCUCCGGCGGUGGCCUACGAGCUCGAGUUCACGUGGAGCUCUUGCUGUGGAGCCCGCUUCCGCACGAGCUCGCUUUCGCUCAGGUCCGUUCCUGUAGCCGGUUUGGGAUACGUUUAUCCAUAUUGAACGGAUUCGAUUAUGCGUUCGUACCACCGGGGAGCAUGCCGGAGCCAUGCACCUAUCACGAGGAGCAACGUUGUUGGAGCUGGCGUUUCAACGAGGACGAUUUUGUCAUCGGUGAGGGUGACUGGGUUCGUGUUCUCAUUGAGCGUGUGGAGUAUGCCACGGACAGCGCAAUGGCCACUUUCGACAGUCCGGGUACUGUCGGUAGCGGUCCGCCGCUGCAUAUUCUGCCGCCGCCUGUACCCGUAGGAAGAACUGUUAUGGAAACGGAUCAAGCGAACGCAACACCCGGAGCGCAUCCCGAACAUGCACCGCCGCUGGAAACGGAACCGCCAGAAUUCUGGGAAACGCCCAGCAUUCUACCACUGCGUGUUUGGGCACGCUUGGACGCACCCGGUCUGGGACCGAUCGACUGGUGGUCGUAG